AUUUGACUGACGGUAUCCCGAAAUGCACUGCUGAACCUCUGCUUGCCGAGAAAGUUGAACGGCGGGUGUAUAGUGAUAUGUAGUGAUCGCUUGUCUGCGAAAAGCGUGAUUUCCUUCGGGGGCUAUGAGUAGCGUAAGAACAAUACUGGGAUAUGCAGGAAUUGUUGGCGUCAUCGGCGUAGGGGGCGCCCUGUGGUUUAUGAUGUUGCCGGGAGAAGACAGAAGGAGAGAAAUGAUGAAGAACCUGCCGGAGGCCAGCCCGAUACGGAUGGAGGAGACGCGGCAGAGAAACACGCUGCUGCUCCAGGCGAUAAAGGAGGCGGCAGAGACCAAUGAGAACGUAGCCAGACGAUUUGGACAUUCAAGGAAUGACUGAAAAAUCCAUAUAUAUGUUUAACAUACUAGAGUGUUGGGAGAAACGCGUUUUGUCGAAGUGCAACACGAGCAGAAAAGCCAGCACAAUCAAGGAUCUGUAUCUACAUACACGAAUUAAUUUAAAUGCAUUAAAACACAGCUGUAUCUGGUGCGGCCAUCAUCUAUUUCCUGUUUGUGUAUUUUGUGAAAUAUAUAGUUUUUUAUGUUAUAAAUGAGCGAAUCAUGCUUUGUCCGGAGUUUAUAAGUAUUGUCCUUUGUUGAGAGAUUUUCUGAAAUUAAAAUGCAUUGCGCAAUUUUAAUUGAA
Molecule: messenger RNA, 679 nt
Organism: Paramormyrops kingsleyae
Lineage: Eukaryota; Metazoa; Chordata; Actinopteri; Osteoglossiformes; Mormyridae
Gene: uqcc3
Product: ubiquinol-cytochrome c reductase complex assembly factor 3
Biological process (GO): mitochondrial respiratory chain complex III assembly
Source: RefSeq, a predicted model, not a curated record